Messenger RNA from Salvelinus sp. IW2-2015, 1498 nucleotides. RefSeq names its product keratin, type II cytoskeletal 8-like. The record is from RefSeq and is a predicted model, not a curated record. Gene Ontology annotation, cellular component: keratin filament. Gene Ontology annotation, biological process: intermediate filament organization; keratinization. Gene Ontology annotation, molecular function: structural constituent of skin epidermis. Lineage: Eukaryota; Metazoa; Chordata; Actinopteri; Salmoniformes; Salmonidae.
CCCGCUGCUGUCCUGUCCUCUUCUGCACUAUCACUUUUAUUCUCACUCGUCUCUGUCUGGGAUUCUCACGCGUCUCCAUCUCUCCYUCUGUGAUUCUCACGCGUCUCCAUCUCUCCAUCUGUGAUUCUCACACGUCUUCACCUCUCUGUCUGUGACUCUCCCUCCACCUCUCCGUCUCUCCUUCCACCAUGAGCCUGAGGUCCAAGCGUAUCAGCAGCUCCCGUGGUUCUGUGCGGAGACACAGCGGGGGCUUCAGUGGCAUGUCCCUGGGUAGCAGCUCUCUGUACGCGGGGGGCUCAAACGGCCACCACAGCAGUCCUUUCCACUCAGUCUCUGUCAACAGGAGCCUGCUGGCCCCCCUUAACCUGGAGAUCGACCCCAACCUACAGGUGACACGUAUCCAUGAGAAAGAGCAGAUCAAGGGCCUCAACAACCGAUUCGCAUCCUUCAUCGAUAAGGUGUGUUUUCUGGAGCAGCAGAAUAAGGUGUUGGAAACUAAGUUUGACCUGCUGCACGGUAAGCAGACGGGCCGCUCCAACAUCGAGCCGCUGUUCGAGGUCUACAUGGCCAACCUCCGCCGCCAGAUGGACGUGGUCAACAACGACAAGACCAAGCUGGACGGAGAGCUGAGGAACAUGCAGGGGCUGGUGGAGGACUUCAAACACAAAUACGAAGAUGAGAUCAACAAGAGAAACAAUCUGGAGAAUGAAUUUGUGAUCCUGAAAAAGGAUGUGGACUCAGCAUACCUGGUGAAGGCAGACCUGGAAAACAAGGGGGGAGCUCUGACUGAUGAGAUAAACUUCCUCAGGUCCAUCUAUGAGGAGGAGCUGUGUGAGCUGCAGGCCAGCAUCAGGGACACCUCUGUGGUGGUGCAGAUGGACAACAGUCGAGACCUCAACAUGGACCAMAUAGUGGCUGACGUCAAGGCUCAGUACGAAGACAUUGCUACCAAAAGCCGAGAGGAGGCUGAGACGUGGUACAAAUCCAAGUUUAACCAGAUGGCCAUCCAGGCCACGCAGUACGGAGACGAGCUGAGGAACACCAAGGGAGAGAUAGCAGAAAUCAACCGCUUGAUCGGCCGUCUGCAGAGUGAGAUAGAAGCUGUCAAACAACAGCGAGCCAACCUGGAGGACCAGAUAGCCGAGGCUGAGGGCCGCGGGGAGCUGGCUGUGAAGGAGGCUAAGGCCAGGAUCAGAGAUCUGGAGGAUGCUCUGCAGAGGGCCAAGCAGGACAUGGCCAGACAGCUCAGAGAGUACCAGGACCUGAUGAAUGUCAAGCUGGCCCUGGACAUAGAGAUAGCCACCUACAGAAAAUUACUGGAGGGAGAGGAGGACAGGAUUGGACAUCAAUCUAUUCUCAACAUCCAGUCAGUGUCCAACUACAGUUCUAAGAGUUCCAGUAAUGGGUUCCACAGCAGCUCCAGCUCCCCUACACCCAAGCUGCUGAUUAAAACAACUGAACAAAGAGACAGCUCCAGAUUCAGCUCUCAUUAAAAAAA